GUGUUUGUGUGUGUGAGAGUUAGUGCGGGCCGGUCUAUCUCUCCCUCCCUCUCUCCCUGCCUGGAGCAGUGUGAGUGUGUGUGUGAGAUCCUGGCCCGGCUCCAGCCUGGUUUAGAGUUCUUUAUUGGCCAACCCAACAAAGUUCCGAGUGAUUUCCAAGUCAGAUGUAAGGGCUGUAGUGUCGGGUUUGGAGCAGCGGGCGAUGGCCGUGAGUUUUGGACGCCGGGUGGUUUUAUCUGCGGCAAGGUCCAGUCCCGUCCCGUCCCGUCUCCCCGCCACUGACUGACUGACCCUCGCUGCAGCACAGACACACAGUUCCUCCAGGACACCGACUCGUGCCUCGCUGCGCUGCCGCGCCGGGGGCCCCAUGGCCCGGCCUGGGGAGGACAUCGCCCCGCUGGCGGAGCACGGACAGGCCGACCAGGGAACCCCGGCUGCCGGCUCCGGACCCCACAGCCCCGGCUCCCCCCGGCCCUCGCCCCGAAACUCCCCGCAGAUCCUCCACAAGAUCAUCAUGAACAGAAGCAUCCGGCUACAACGGCGCCGCUUCACUGUGGCUCAGACCAGUUUCGACGUUGAGAAUGGCCUGUCGUCAGGAUGGGCUCCACUGGAGCCACAGACGGGCCCCAGCUCUGGGCUGGUGCUUCAGGCAAACUACAGCCAGCGGAGAGGCUCCUUCCUCUACCGUUCCGAUAGCGACUUCGACACCUCGCCAAAGAACGCGUCGCGCAACUCCUCCAUCACCGGAGACAUGAGUAACUUGGUCAAGUCUAGCCCGAGGCAACCCUUGGCAUCGCGCCGUUCUGAGCCUGUCCUAGGCCUGGCACUGGGCAAUCAUACAGAAGACAUGAUUGUGACUCCAUUUGCUCAGGUGCUGGCCAGUUUACGGACCGUGCGGCAAAAUGUUGCAACAAUGGCAAGUCAACAGGAUCAGGUGAAGUCCAACUGGCGAACAGCAGGAGGUGCCCCUGGGAUCAGUCGGCAAGCCCCACUCGAGGAGAACUCUCAGAAGAUGGGCCUAGAGACCCUGGAGGAGCUGGACUGGUGCUUGGAACAGCUGGAUACCCUGCACACCCGCCACUCUGUCAGUGAGAUGGCAUCCAACAAGUUUAAGAGAAUGCUGAACCGUGAAUUGACCCAGUUAUCUGAGAUGAGCCGUUCGGGAAACCAAGUGUCUGAGUUCAUUUCCCACACGUUUCUAGACAAAACGCAUGAAAUGGAAGUGCCGCGGGCCAGAGAGGGGAAGCUGGAGACCAUGGGACAAAUCACCGGCUUGAAACAUAGUCUCAGCAUCAUCUCCACUGAUGACAUUCCAGCGUAUGGUGUACAGACCGCCUACGAAAAUGAGCUGGCCAGGGAGCUGAACCAUAUCAAUGAUUGGGGCCUGGAUGUCUUCCAGAUUGGGCAGUUCUCCAAUGACCGACCACUCACAGUUUCCAUGUACAGCAUCUUCAUGUCCCGACAGCUGCUGAAGACAUUCAAGAUCCCGGUGAAGACCUUCAUCACAUACAUGCUGACCCUUGAAGACCACUACCAUCUUGACGUGGCCUACCACAAUAACUACCACGCUGCAGAUGUGGCCCAGUCCACGCACGUCCUGCUUCUCUCUCCCGCUCUCGAGGCAGUGUUCACUGAUCUUGAAGUACUGUCUGCAGUAUUUGCCUCUGCAAUCCAUGACGUUGACCACCCUGGUGUCUCCAACCAGUUCCUCAUCAACACCAACUCUGAGUUAGCGCUUAUGUACAAUGACGCCUCUGUAUUGGAGAACCAUCACCUGGCUGUGGGCUUCAAGCUGCUGCAGGAAGAGAACUGCAACAUCUUCCAGAACCUGUCCAAGAUAGAGUUUCAGAACCUCCGCAAAAUGGCCAUCGACAUGGUGCUGGCUACAGACAUGACCAAACACAUGAACCUACUGGCUGAUUUGAAGACCAUGGUGGAGACGAAGAAAGUGACGAGUUUAGGCGUCUUGUUGCUGGACAACUACUCGGACCGAAUACAGGUUCUGCAGAACAUGGUGCACUGCGCUGACCUGAGCAACCCCACCAAGCCCCUGCACCUGUACCGGGUGUGGGUGGAUAAAAUCAUGAUGGAGUUCUUCAACCAGGGCGACCGGGAGCGGGAGAUGUCCAUGGACAUCAGUCCCAUGUGUGAUAAGCACAUCGCCUCCAUUGAGAAAUCACAGGUUGGCUUCAUCGAUUACAUCGUGCACCCUCUGUGGGAGACGUGGGCCGACCUGGUGUACCCCGACGCAAAGGAGAUCCUGGACAACUUGGAGGACAACCGCAACUGGUUCCAAACCAUGAUCACACGCAGCCCGCCUUCAGUGCAAAGCUCGACCUCAGACAGGGAGGACGAUGCAGAUGACGAGCCCGAGGUGGACAAUGCCCCAGGGGUAGACAAGGCUACAGUGGAGGACAAGGCGCUAGUGGAAGACGAGGCUUCAGUAGAAGACGAGGCUUCAGUGGAAGACGAGGCUUCAGUGGAAGACGAGGCUUCAGUGGAAGACAGGGUGUCCGUGCAAGACAAUACGCUAGUGGUAGACAAGGCGCUAGUGGUAGACAAGACACUCUGGGAAGACAAUGAGCUUGUGGAAGACAAGGCGCGAGUGCUAGACAAGUUGCCCCUGGAGAUGAUGAUGGUGGAAGUGGACAAGUUGUCACAGCUGAGCGUGGCUGGGCUGGACCCGGGCCAGUACAGCUUGGGACACAGCUCAAUGGAGGAGAUGUACACUUGUAGCCCGCCCGAGACGUCCAUCGCCGACUUCUCCAUGUCGUCCUACAGCCAAACGUCAUCCCACAGCAUGUCAGAGUCGAGCAUGGACACGGUGCCCAGCCGGCAGCUGGAGAGCAGCGAGCCGGAACCGGGGCCGGGAGGCAGCAAUAACUCCGGGCGCAACCGGGACAGAGAGGCAGCGGCAGCAGCAGCAGCAGCAGCAGCAGCAGCAGCGCCCAACACAUAACCAACCCCCUGUGUACGGGCAGCACUGAACAACUCUGGCCCUUCUGCCCCUCUCUCCCUCUCUCUCACUCUGUCCCGGCACCAAGCGGCAGACAGGCACACACACCCCUGUCUGUAAAUAUAUGUCCAUAUAUAUAUAUAUAUAUAUGUGUGUGUGUGUUGGGGAGACCAUGUAGGAGGUUGAGGGGGGGGGGGGGGUUUGGCCCCAGAGACGGGGUUUUAUUUUCACCGCCGGACACAACAGGACAAUGUCCCAAACAGCGACCGUGAGCCGGACUUUGCUCAUUCCCGGGGCGAGAAGAAGGGGGAAGACAAUGAAUGGUCAACGGCAGCGCCGGCUGCGGGCAUUGAACCAGGGACCCGAGGACAGCAACGGAGCCGGGCCCAUCAAACCAGGGAGGGGAGGGGUUGGACUGUAUUGUUUUUUUUUUUGUCCAUUUUUAUUGUAAAAGUAUUUGCAGCAAAAAUGAGAUGCGGGGAGCUCCCGGCCAGUGGUGAAACCGGCCCCCUGGCCCCUGUUGUCCGGCCCCUG
Messenger RNA from Leucoraja erinaceus (little skate), 3490 nucleotides. RefSeq names its product cAMP-specific 3',5'-cyclic phosphodiesterase 4C-like. Gene Ontology annotation, molecular function: 3',5'-cyclic-AMP phosphodiesterase activity. The transcript is spliced from 16 exons. Gene Ontology annotation, biological process: signal transduction. The coding region runs from base 368 to 2959 and encodes 863 amino acids. The record is from RefSeq and is a predicted model, not a curated record. Gene Ontology annotation, cellular component: perinuclear region of cytoplasm; nucleus; cytosol. Lineage: Eukaryota; Metazoa; Chordata; Chondrichthyes; Rajiformes; Rajidae.